Chironomus riparius is the source of this 1381-nucleotide messenger RNA. Lineage: Eukaryota; Metazoa; Arthropoda; Insecta; Diptera; Chironomidae. The record is from the annotation of a GenBank genome assembly.
CCUGUAUUUGAAGUUAAAUUGUCUAUAAUAGUAACGGAUAUUGUCAAUAAGAAAACUGAUAAGAUUAUUUGCUUUUGAUUAAUUUGAAACUUACACAAUACAAAAUGUUCAUAAACAGGGUUUAUAAGAUUAAAAUCUUCGGAAUCUUUGGUUUAUGUCCAGUAGCUAUUCAUCUUUAUGCCUUUCAUGCCCUUUUUUCCAUCAAAUCUCAAACUCAGUUGAUGUCCAAAUUCCCAAAAAUCAAAUCUCUGACUCAUCAACAUUAUAUAUGCUAAAUAUGAAAUUAAAAAUCAUACUUAAAAUUCAAAGAAUGUCAACAAAUUUAAAUUUUGGCAAAAAGAUGAAUUAAUUAUUUUUAAAAUUUUAUGAUCACAUGAUGAUUUGAAAACUUGAUUUUUGUGUCUCUUGCUCUUCCUCAACAAAUUCUAUUCUCUCUAAAAUUAUAAAUUUGUUUCAAAAAGGCUUUGAAAAAUAUUUUCCGGUGCAUUUAGUUUAGAUUUGCGGUUUCGAGUGUUUGGAUCAAGAAUUAUUGAGUAGCUCUUAAUUAAGUUUUGCUAAUAAAUAACGUAGAAUUUGACAACACAACUUAAUAUUAAAUUAGUUUAGAUCUUUAAGUUUUAAAUUGAAAAAAUGAAGCUUUUUGUUAUAUUAACAAUCUUAUACUUAAUUAUUGGAGCCUUUGCAGGAUUACCUCCAACGGUUCCAAGAUGUCGACGAGAUCAUCCUAACAUGAGUCAGUGUAUAGUAAAUGCGAUUGAAGUGCUGCAACCAAGAUUUGCAUCUGGAGACUUAGGUGGAGGUUGGAUAGUACCGAAACUUGAACCAUUCCAUAUUAAAGAGUUAAGCUAUGGAGAUGAUGGAGGUUUAAAGGUCCAUCUAAGAGGUUUAAAUAUUUACGGAACAUCAAAAUUCAAAAUUGAUAAAUUACGCGCUAAUGCACAAGAAUUAAAAUUCGACGCCCUAGUUGGACUUCCAACAUUCGAGAUCCACGCUAAAUAUCGAAUGGAGUUCAACUUCCUUGGAGCUCGUCUCAAAAGCAAUGGAGACUACUUUGCCGAACACACUGGAGCUAAACUCAUCAUGCCAUUAAGAGGACGUAGAUUUGUACAAAAUGGAAUCGAGAAAAUUAGAUUUGAUCCAAUUGCUAUCAAAUUUGACCGUGGAACGGUAACAAAACUUAGAAUAUCAAAUUUGUUCGGUGGCAACAAAGCACUUGAGGAAAUUGUUCACUCAUUAAUCAUUAGUAAUCCUGAUUUUGUGUACAAAAGUGUUUAUCCACAGUUGGAGUCGGAAUUGUCGAAAGUUUUUACUGACAUUGCCAAUAAAAUUGUGGAAACGACUACGUUUGAUGAAAUGUUUCCACUUCAGUGAUAUUGUAGAU